AAAAAAACCCCACAAAGAAGAUGGUCAAAAUAAAAUUCUCUCUUGUUCCAAGACUUUCUCUCUCUUCCUUGAGAUUUCUAUUGUAAAUCGAGGUUAUAUUAAUCCUAAAAUAAGAGAAAUUCAAACUUUUUAAUGUUUUAUGAGUAAGGUUGUGGGUUUUUCUUCAAUGGGUUGGUGCAAUAUUUUCUGUUCAAGCAUACAAUACUGCACAAUGGUUAGUGGGAAGCGGAAGAUAAUGUUUAAGUAGUGAACCCACAAUGCUAUUUUCUUUGAACAUUGAAAACCUGACAUUCUUUUUGCUCUGAAAUUCCACAUUCUUCUUUCCAUCAACCAAAAAGCCUGUCAAAGUGAACCCCACAAGGUUGAAAUAUCACUUCAUGCCAAUUAUCCUCCACUUUCUUUUCUUACUCAUGUUUUCUCACUGAGACCAUCAACAUCCAUGCAAUUCCCAUCCUUAUUACAUUAAAGAAUCCCACUUCGCCUUCUUUAAACCGAAAGAAACAGAAGGGAGGAAUUAAUCUUGCAGCUUUUAAGCUUCUUUCUUCAACUUGCUCACUUCCAUUGUGACGUAUCAGUGUUUUUUUUUUGAAGUGGGGUAAUUUGUCUGUGGCAGAGAGAGAGAGAGAGCAUAAGCUGCCAAUUCUGUAGUGUGUGUGGGGGGAAGAGACUGGCAAGGCAAUCAAGUGCUGUGAUGCACUAAACCUUAUUGUCUGCAACUGAGGCUUCACCAGCAUACAAAGCUUUUCAACAUCUCAUUAAGUUGGUUUGUGCUUCAUUUUCAUAGAUAAAGCAAGAUGCAGUUUCUUCAGAAAUUGGGUUUCUUCUGCAUUCAUGCAAGUGUUCUUCUUCUUCUUGUUUCACCACUCGUCAGCUCAUCUCAAGAACACACAAAAGGUGCAAGCAGUCAAGAGGACAACAAUAUUCAUAAGCAGAUGAGCCACAAACUAUUGUUUGAAAUCACACUCCAUGGGUUUCUUCUUUGGGCUUCAAUGGGGUUCUUGAUGCCUCUAGGAAUACUUGCCAUUAGAAUGUCACACAGAGUGGAGUGUGGAAGAAGGCUCAGAAUUCUCUUCUAUGUUCAUGGCUUAUCAGAGCUGCUCUCUGUACUUCUUGCAACAGCAGGAGCGGUAAUGUCCUUCAGAAACUUCAACAAUUCCUUCAACAAUAAACACCAAAGGGUUGGGGUAGGCCUGUAUGGUCUAAUAUGGUUGCAAGCCCUGAUUGGGUUUGUGAGGCCACAGAGGGGAUCCAAGGGAAGAAGCAUAUGGUUUUCUGUGCAUUGGAUACUUGGAACUGCAGUUUCCCUACUUGGGAUCCUCAACAUAUAUACAGGUUUACAAGCCUACCAUGAGAAGACAUCAAAAGGCAUAAGGCUUUGGACCAUAAUUUUCACUGCUGAGUUCUGUUUCAUUGCCUUCUUCUACCUGUUCCAAGACAAAUGGGUGUAUAUACGAAAGCAAGGAGUGAUUUUGGGUAGUGACCCAGUAAGGCCCACUAUAGAUCAAGUGGUUUUGCCACCAGAAAAGCAAAAGGAAUUAGUGACAGAGUCUUGUUAAGAAGGCAAAUCACCAAAUGGCCGGUUUUAAGUUUUAACUGACAUGGAAUUCCUCUUCUUUUUUUUUCUUUUUUUUCUUUUUUUUCUUACUAUAUGGAAAAUCACCAAAAGCUUUGGUUUUAAGCUUUUUCUUCUUAAACUUUUUCACUAGGAACGGUUGGUGUUUAUAGCUGGUGAAGCAUUGGAUGUUGGGAUGUGGAUUUCUUCUAAUAAAAUAGUGAUGUUUUUUGCUAA
This is a messenger RNA of Prunus avium (sweet cherry), 1789 nucleotides long. Its product is annotated as cytochrome b561 domain-containing protein At2g30890-like. NCBI's taxonomy places the organism in Eukaryota, Viridiplantae, Streptophyta, Magnoliopsida, Rosales, Rosaceae. The record is from RefSeq and is a predicted model, not a curated record. Gene Ontology annotation, molecular function: transmembrane monodehydroascorbate reductase activity; heme binding.